GUUCCCGGCCUGGGGAGGCGUGUGCUGCUGCUGCAGCCAGCCCGGGAGGGAGAGGGAUGGGUGUUGGAGGAGGAAUUCGGGCUUAACAAGUGAUCGCUGCUGUCUAGGAUUUUGUUUCUUUUUCUCGGGAACCUUCGCUUCCUUUCCCAGUCGAGCGCUUUUGUGCUGAACUCCAGAGGAGCCAGGAGUCUUGAGGGUCUUCCCUGGGGCACCCCCGAUGCCCACCCCUGCGCUCCAGCAGCGAGCACUCUGUGCCCCCCUGGCCAGGCAACAGAACUUAUUCCGUGGAUAUUUUGGAGCCUCCACCUGCCACACAGGCGUGAUUCUUUCUGCUCCCAAGAUCAUUGUUCCCCUCCUCCAGCUGUUGCAGCUUGAGGGGGGAAAAUAAAAACCAACCGGGGGAUAUUCUUUAUUUUUAUUUUGCACCCUGCCGGGGAACGGUGAAGUGCUUCUUCUGCAUGAUUUUAGCUGAAGGACGCUCUGUCUGCAUUUCCUUGAUUUCUAUGGAGACCUCAGAGCUGGGUUUGCCCCUGCUGGCACCUCAUCUCACACAUUCUCUACCUCCCAAGGUCUUUGCCUCUAUCGAUAGCUUGGCACUGCCUCCGGGUCCAGAAAGCCUGUGAUGAACUUGAGGGGAGAGCCUGGAGAAUCCUCCUGGUAGGGUGGAGCGGCAAUGGCUGGACAUACUUCAAGUCUCAUGUUAACAUGGGUCAAGCUGUCACUAGAAGGCAAGUGAUAAGACUAGAGGCUUAUUUGCAUUUUAUUUAAAUUUGAUGGACUGAGCUUUGGACGGUUUCCAUGGCAGAAAAAUGUAUUCCAUUUUCUAGGCACAACUACUGGCUGUCAGAUACUUGCUGUCUUUGAAUCUUGCAGCGUCACCACCAACCACAUCCUAGACGUAUUUCCAAAUUUGAACAUCCACCCCAAAACAGGUGUUUGGGAGACGCCCCAACAUUUUCUGACUUAGGCUUGAGAGUGCUAGGCUAUUUAUCUAGACCAGCCCAGCUCUGGAGAGGGAUGUUGAAUCCCUGGGAAGAAAGGGCAUGGGGCCUGCAGAUUUAAAAACAGAAAAUGCAAAGUUGGACUGAAAAUAUCUCUAGUCUUCCAAGCAAUCUGCUUAAGGGUUCCAAACUUACCUUCAUUUGGUGAGAAAAGAAGCUGCCCUAUUUUUUUCUUUCUUGUACAACUGGAACCAGCCAUUUCCAAAAACCACCACCAUGGAGGUUGCCAUGGUGAGUGCCGAGAGCUCAGGGUGCAACAGUCACAUGCCUUACGGUUAUGCGGCCCAGGCCCGGGCCCGGGAGCGGGAGAGGCUCGCUCACUCACGGGCCGCGGCGGCCGCCGCUGUCGCAGCCGCCACAGCAGCUGUGGAAGGCAGCGGGGGUUCUGGAGGGGGCGCCCAUCACCACCACCAGUCUCGUGGGGCCUGCACCUCCCACGACCCUCAGGGUAGCCGGGGUAGUCGGAGGAGGAAGCGACCGCGGCCGGAGAAGAAGAAGGUCCACCACCGUCAGAGCAGCUUUCCUCAUUGCUCCGACCUGAUGCCCAGCGGUUCUGAAGAGAAGAUCCUGAGGGAGCUGAGUGAGGAGGAGGAGGAGGAGGAGGAGGAGGACGAGGACGAGGAGGAGGAGGGGAGGUUUUACUACAGCGACGAGGAUCAUGGCGAUGAGUGUUCGUACACCGACCUGCUGCCGCAGGACGACGCGGGCGGCGGGGGCUACAGCUCCGUGCGCUACAGUGACUGCUGUGAGCGCGUGGUCAUCAAUGUCUCGGGCUUACGCUUCGAGACCCAGAUGAAAACCCUGGCCCAGUUUCCAGAGACGUUACUGGGGGACCCUGAGAAGAGGACUCAGUACUUUGACCCUUUGCGCAACGAGUACUUCUUUGACAGGAACAGGCCUAGCUUUGAUGCCAUCUUGUAUUACUACCAGUCGGGAGGCCGCCUGAAGAGGCCAGUCAACGUGCCGUGUGACAUCUUCACCGAGGAGGUGAAGUUCUACCAGCUGGGAGAGGAGGCCCUGCUGAAGUUUCGGGAGGACGAGGGCUUUGUGAGGGAGGAGGAAGACAGGGCCCUGCCGGAGAACGAAUUUAAGAAGCAGAUUUGGCUCCUCUUUGAGUAUCCGGAGAGCUCCAGUCCCGCCAGGGGCAUCGCCAUCGUCUCCGUCCUGGUCAUCUUAAUCUCCAUCGUCAUCUUCUGCCUGGAAACCUUGCCUGAGUUUCGGGACGACAGGGAUCUCGUCAUGGCCCUGAGUGCGGGUGGGCCCAGCGGGUUGUUGAAUGACACCUCGGCCCCCGACCCGGAGAACGCGGGGCACACGAUAUUCAACGACCCCUUCUUCAUUGUGGAGACAGUCUGCAUCGUUUGGUUUUCCUUUGAGUUCGCGGUUCGCUGCUUCGCUUGCCCCAGCCAAGCACUCUUCUUCAAAAACAUCAUGAACAUCAUUGACAUUGUCUCCAUUUUGCCUUACUUCAUCACCCUGGGCACCGACCUGGCCCAGCAGCAGGGGGGUGGCAACGGUCAGCAGCAGCAGGCCAUGUCGUUUGCCAUCCUCAGGAUCAUUCGUCUGGUCCGGGUGUUCCGGAUCUUCAAGCUCUCCAGGCACUCCAAAGGCCUGCAGAUCCUGGGGCACACCCUCAGGGCCAGCAUGCGGGAACUGGGCCUGCUCAUUUUCUUCCUCUUCAUUGGGGUCAUCCUGUUUUCCAGCGCCGUGUAUUUCGCAGAGGCGGAUGAACCUACCACCCAUUUCCAAAGCAUCCCGGAUGCGUUUUGGUGGGCUGUGGUGACCAUGACAACCGUGGGCUACGGGGACAUGAAGCCCAUCACCGUGGGGGGCAAGAUCGUGGGGUCCCUGUGUGCCAUUGCCGGUGUCUUAACCAUUGCUUUGCCAGUGCCAGUGAUUGUCUCUAACUUUAACUAUUUCUACCACAGAGAGACUGAAAAUGAGGAACAGACACAGCUGACACAGAACGCAGUCAGUUGCCCAUACCUCCCUUCUAAUUUGCUGAAGAAAUUUCGGAGCUCUACUUCUUCUUCCCUGGGGGACAAGUCAGAGUAUCUAGAGAUGGAAGAAGGAGUUAAGGAAUCUCUCUGUGCAAAGGAGAAGUGUCAGGGAAAGGGGGAUGACAGUGAGACAGAUAAAAACAACUGUUCUAACGCAAAGGCCGUGGAGACCGAUGUGUGAAUUUCGUUCUCCACUUGCCACGGCCCCAUCGCCCCAAACCCCAGCAUCUCCAAAUAUAUUUAUGCAUAGAGAGUGCAGUUAUGACAAUGAAAUAUGCAAGUGAAUCCAAUGCAUACAGCAGUACACCAUUUAAUGGUUAUACGUGGCAUAAUUGUUACUAUCCUUGUAUUACAUAUCAAAUAAAUGAUACAACUUGGAGAAGAGGGAGGCUUAAAUAGGAGCAAAUCGAUCUUUAUAUUUUUCAAUAGAAUGCAAGAAUUUUGCACAUGAACUGGAAAAGAUGUUAAAAGUAAAGAUAGUUCCAUGGAGAGAAUGUGUAUAUGUGUGUUUAUGUGUGUGUGUGUGUGUGUGUGUGUGUGUGUGCUGCGUGCGUGUGUGUAUGUAUAAGUAAAUUGUCAACGUUGUUAGUAAUCAUGCAGUGAUGGGAAAAGUUGGCAUUUUGAAGUAUUUACUAUGUAAGAACUAAUGAAUUUGAGCAUUCAUUUAACAGUGCUUUAAUAGCAUCUCUUGUCUUUGGAAUCCAUAGUUUUUUAAAAAUUGUAAGAAUUACUGUGUAGAAAAAAAAAGAAAGUGGAUUAUUUAAUAGAAUAUAGGUCACAAUUUUAUCUUGAAUUUAAUUAAAGUUUAUUUUUAACUGGAAAUUAACUUUUAAAAAGGCUGCAAGGGCCUUUAGAAAUUGAUUAUAUUUUAUUAUUAAGUUUGGGAAGAGAUGACAGCAAAUGCCUAAUGAGGUGGAUAGAAGAAAUGACAUCGGAGAAAAAUGUAACAGCUUUUUGUUCACAGAUACCAGGACUGGAAUAAUUUUUUUUUUCCUUUGCACUACUUUAUAUGCUGGCGAUUGAGAGAGACUUCAUACUGUGAAUGUUGACUAAUGUAACCGUUCAAUGACAAUCAUUGGAAGAAUGAUUUCUUAGUCCUAUUUUAUUGUUCUCUUCUUUUCUUUGUGUGAGACUAAUGGCCACGCAGAUAACAGCACACGAUUCCAUUCUCUUUUUAAAUCUAAAUAACUGAUAUGCAAAGGGACUGUGAAGUCAAGCUUAAUAACUGAAUCUUCUGAAAUUGGUCUGUUACAAUGGUGUUUCUGAAACCAUACUAUCUUAAACAUUCUUCUGCCUUUAAGUCCAGAAUCAUUUAACCAAAGCUAAUGCAUGCACUGAAAGAAUUCUUGAAGAAAUAAGAUGUCCAGCAGCUACAGUGAUUAUGGCUUAAGAGCUUUCUAUUAAAUGUACAACAUAAAUGCUAGAUUUAUUAAAUUUAUUUCUUUGUGCAGCUACAUAAAGAGCAGGAUGUGGGGAUUCACUUCGGAUUUUGGCAUUCUAUUUGCUAAAAUUGGUAUAAAAAAGAAUUGUGUCAAAGCAUUUUGUUUCGACAUCACCAUCAUUAUUACAUUUGUUAAAGGAAUUUAUGACACAC
This is a messenger RNA of Rhinolophus ferrumequinum (greater horseshoe bat), 4595 nucleotides long. RefSeq names its product potassium voltage-gated channel subfamily A member 4 (gene KCNA4). Gene Ontology annotation, biological process: potassium ion transmembrane transport; protein homooligomerization. NCBI's taxonomy places the organism in Eukaryota, Metazoa, Chordata, Mammalia, Chiroptera, Rhinolophidae. Gene Ontology annotation, cellular component: voltage-gated potassium channel complex; membrane. The record is from RefSeq and is a predicted model, not a curated record. The transcript has 2 exons. Gene Ontology annotation, molecular function: delayed rectifier potassium channel activity; potassium ion binding; protein binding. Bases 1218 to 3182 code for a protein of 654 amino acids.